UUUACCCCUGAUAAACCCUCUUCGAUGUGGUGUAUAUUUUUGCAUGUGAACAAGUCAGUAGGGCGAUAGAUGUGGUUAACUUGACAUAUCAUUAUAAAAUUUUAUACUCUCAAAGUGGUGAUAAUAAUAAGGUGCGAUUUUUUUUUACGUGCGCGAUAUGACAUCGAUGAUGAAGAUUUUUCGACCUUGGACCGAAGCUGACGAAAAAAAUGCUAAACGAGAGACUGAUGAGAAGAUGGAAGUUAUCAGAGAUUCGGCUUUUACCAGAGUACCGGAGCCGCAUCCGGUUAAUCCGGUCGAUUUCCCGAUCUAUGACGGAUUACCUUACGUGUUCGCCAACGGAGGUUUAGGCGCCGGCGCCGGUGUUGCCGGCUUCGAUGAGUGGAAUUUUUACGCGAGUGCGGAAAACAUGGCGCAAAAUUUAAGUUACCUGGAUCCGGCCUAUUUGAGUAUGGCUUUUCCCGAAAUCUACGGCAAUAAGAUAGCCAAGCUGAAGCAGAGGCCGAAGAAGUUCCGGUGUCCGCAUUGCAAAGUGUCGUUUAGUAAUAAUGGACAGCUCAAGGGUCACGUGAGAAUUCAUACCGGUGAAAGACCUUUCAAAUGCGAUUCCGAAAAAUGCGGCAAAAGUUUCACUAGAAACGAAGAAUUGACCAGACACAAAAGGAUUCACACUGGUUUACGUCCCUUUCCUUGCGAUCAAUGCGGUAAACGAUUCGGCCGAAAGGAUCACCUAAAGAAACACAUAAAAACACAUUUUCCGCAACCGCGAUUCUUGGACGCUAAUUUGGUCUCUUUGUAUCCGAUUUUGUUCGGGUAUUAGCGAGCCUACCUUAAAUCGGUAUACAUUUUCGCAACCUUACCUAUAAAUAACAGGUGAAUAGAAAAUAUAUCAACUUAGUCGGUAUACCUAGAUUGAUUUUUGACUUUAGGAAUAUUUUCAAUUAUUUCAACUUUCGUUAUAUUUUUUGUGAUAUUUAUGAUAUUUUUUUUGUAUUUUUUUUACAAUUCAUUUUUCACUUUACGAUUUAUAGGUAUAUUUUUUCAAGUUUAAGAUUUUGUAUCUAUAAGUAUUUACUUUUGUUUGUGUGUGUGUGUGACUUG
This is a messenger RNA of Planococcus citri (citrus mealybug), 1101 nucleotides long. RefSeq names its product E3 SUMO-protein ligase EGR2-like. The transcript has 2 exons. The coding region runs from base 158 to 820 and encodes 220 amino acids. The record is from RefSeq and is a predicted model, not a curated record. NCBI's taxonomy places the organism in Eukaryota, Metazoa, Arthropoda, Insecta, Hemiptera, Pseudococcidae. Gene Ontology annotation, biological process: regulation of transcription by RNA polymerase II. Gene Ontology annotation, molecular function: DNA-binding transcription factor activity, RNA polymerase II-specific; RNA polymerase II cis-regulatory region sequence-specific DNA binding.